AUGCUCCGCUCCACCGUAGUGCGCCGUCUCGGCAGUCCGACGUACGGAAGUUGGCCGUGGCCGUCCAAGCUGCCUCUCAAGAAGUCCUGGUACUACCGCCUCAGUCGGCGCGAGAGCAUCGCCGAUGAGACGCGGCAGUAUAUGGUCGUCGGUGACUUCCUCCUUCUGUUUGUGCUGAGCUUCUCCAUGUACCGCGUCUACGUGCUGAACCGCAACAACUCCUACCAGACCCAUCUAUGCCACCUGGUGAACUAUCCACCAGCAAUCAUCGCAAACGAAUUUGACUUCAAAGACAUGGGCGCCAACCGCGUCGUGGAGAGGAGGGAUUUGGACACGUACCGCGAGGAUGUGGUGACAUGCAAAAGCUCUGGUAAGCCCAUCGAGUCCAUAAUCUUUAACUACUAG
This is a messenger RNA of Leishmania mexicana MHOM/GT/2001/U1103, 405 nucleotides long. RefSeq lists its product as hypothetical. The record is from RefSeq and is a predicted model, not a curated record. The coding region runs from base 1 to 405 and encodes 134 amino acids. The transcript has a single exon. Lineage: Eukaryota; Euglenozoa; Kinetoplastea; Trypanosomatida; Trypanosomatidae.